Strigops habroptila (Kakapo) is the source of this 1983-nucleotide messenger RNA. RefSeq names its product ring finger protein 41 (gene RNF41). NCBI's taxonomy places the organism in Eukaryota, Metazoa, Chordata, Aves, Psittaciformes, Psittacidae. Gene Ontology annotation, cellular component: plasma membrane signaling receptor complex. Gene Ontology annotation, biological process: protein K63-linked ubiquitination; positive regulation of JNK cascade; regulation of canonical NF-kappaB signal transduction. Gene Ontology annotation, molecular function: ubiquitin protein ligase activity; zinc ion binding. The record is from RefSeq and is a predicted model, not a curated record.
GAGGCGGUGAAGCGGAGCGACGCUUCCGGGGCGGUGCUUCCGGGGGUGCGGAGCGGCGCUGGAGGCCGCGCCGGGCCCGGCGGGACCCGAUCCGAGCGUCCGGCUCCCGGCCUUCCGAGAAGGACCCUUGGAACCGUGGAAGAGGAAAGGGAAAAGAUGGGCCUGAGGGGGAGCGGCCCCGCCAAGAGUGAGCCCAGCCCGGCCCGUCGCUGCUCCCGCAGGAAUUCUGCCGCGGAAGGGUUCUGGCGCCGGUGACGAGCGAUGGGGUAUGAUGUGACCCGCUUCCAGGGGGACGUGGAUGAGGACCUGAUCUGCCCCAUCUGCAGCGGCGUCCUGGAGGAGCCCGUGCAGGCUCCCCACUGCGAGCACGCCUUCUGCAAUGCCUGCAUCACGCAGUGGUUCUCGCAGCAGCAGACGUGCCCCGUGGACCGCAGCGUGGUGACGGUCGCCCACCUGCGCCCCGUGCCCCGCAUCAUGCGGAACAUGCUCUCCAAGCUGCAGAUCACGUGUGACAACGCCGUGUUCGGCUGCACGGCCGUCGUGCGCCUCGACAACCUCAUGGCCCACCUCAACGACUGCGAGCACAACCCCAAGCGCCCCGUCACCUGCGAGCAGGGCUGCGGCUUGGAAAUGCCCAAAGACGAGCUGCCGAACCACAACUGCAUCAAGCACUUGAGGUCCGUGGUGCAGCAGCAGCAGACCAGGAUCGCUGAGCUGGAGAAGACCUCGGCUGAGCACAAGCACCAACUGGCUGAGCAGAAGAGGGACAUCCAGCUGCUCAAGGCCUACAUGCGCGCCAUCCGCAGCGUCAACCCCAACCUGCAGAACCUGGAGGAGACCAUUGAGUACAACGAGAUCCUGGAGUGGGUGAACUCGCUGCAGCCGGCGCGGGUGACGCGCUGGGGGGGGAUGAUCUCCACGCCGGACGCGGUGCUGCAGGCCGUGAUCAAGCGCUCGCUGGUGGAGAGCGGCUGCCCCACGUCCAUCAUCAACGAGCUCAUCGAGAACGCGCACGAGCGGAACUGGCCGCAGGGCCUGGCCACGCUGGAGACGCGGCAGAUGAACCGCCGCUACUACGAGAACUACGUGGCCAAGCGCAUCCCCGGCAAGCAGGCCGUGGUGGUGAUGGCCUGCGAGAACCAGCACAUGGGCGAGGACAUGGUGCUCGAGCCCGGCCUCGUCAUGAUCUUCGCACAUGGGGUGGAGGAGAUCUGAGGCCGGGGAGCGGGGGGGGAGCCCCAGCGGUUCGUGCCGCUGAGGGGCGGGAGCUGCCGCGGAGCCUCCUCGUUCUGCACCCCUUGGGGCUGGUGCUGGGCACCCGCUCAGCGCCUCCCCCUUCACCCCUUUGCAGCUCGGGUCCCCCCCCCCCCGGUUCCGUGGCUUCCAAGGAGAGAAGGAGCGACCCCCUGGCGCCACUGGACUCCUCACAGGGCGCUCCCGGUGCCUCCGGGCUCAGCUCUUGCUGGGGACCCACAUCUCUUGUCUUCUCCCUCCGGAUUCCCCUCGUCUCUCCAAGCCUUACGGCGGCCCCGGGGUGCUCCGAGGGCUCGGACCUGCCCCAUGCGGGGGGCUCAGCACCAGGACCAGCGUUCCCCCCCCACCCCGGCCCCUCGCUCCGUGCAUGCACCCCCCGGGUGUCUCCCCUUCUCUCUGCUCUUCCCGCUGCUCCUUCAGCCACUCGUGACCGUGGUUCCGUCUUGGUUUCGCCUUUUGGACCUUUUUGAGGUUUUUUUGCCCUUCUCUUGGUUUUAUCGCCCUUGGAGUUGAGGGUUGGAGCCCCCCGGCCCAGCCCCCUCAGUCCCCGCUCCCCUUUUCCUCCUCGGGCACUUAAUUUAUUUGCAGUUUUGGUUGUUUUAUACAGGAUUUUUCCUCCUCAUCCUCCUCCUCCUCCUCUGCUGUGUCUGUUCCCGGCGCCUCGCUCCGUGCCUGCGCCCCGCAGGGCUUCAGUGAUCAAUAAACAGCCUUCUCCUUGCUUUAGCUCAA